CCCAGACACUUUUCCUUUCCUGCUCUCUCCUCUAGGGAGUUUGCUUCUUUCUCCAAACAAGUGGGUGGGGUGCAGGGGUGAACCCUUCCUGGAAUCUUGCCAGAACUGUCCCUUGUGAGCAGGAAGGGAAUGAGGAGUUGGCCUCUCAAUGUCUGAAAAGUCUUUAGUUUGCCCAACUCCUGCAGUUGCCUUAAUCCUUGUGCAGAACAGCCUCAAUUACACAGAAACAGAGCACGGGAUAUUUCUCUCUGGGAUCUCUAAUGCUUUAAGGAUUAUGCUCAUCUACACCACUGGACCCUGACAUGAACGCUUAGGAUUAUUUUAAGGGCUUUAUUCUUCCAUUCGUGACCCAUUUUCCCUUAUAAAUCCACAAAUCGUUUCAUUCUCAUCAUCCUCCACUCCCCCCACCCCCCAGCCUUGCCUGUCGCACAAUCUGUCAGAGCCCUAACGUUUCCUCUCUCUUCUCUGUGCUGGUGAAGGGGCUUUUCCUAUCUGCCUGAAGAACAGAUCAGAGGACUCCGGGACUCUCAGUAAGGAAAAUCGUUGGGAAGAGGAAAGAGCGACUUCUUUCAACAUUCAAGGGAAACCUUUCUGUUUAUGUUAGCCGGACCCUGCAGGCUUAAAAACCAUGAUCAUAGGGAGAAGAAGUCUGCUGUGAGGGAGCACAUAAGCGCAAGCAAUAAAAUCAAGGCUUCCACUUUAAAGAAAACAUGUACUGGACAGAAUUAACUGGGAGUAUUAAUCGAGGUGGAGCGAUGCCCGCGUUGCUUCGACCGCCUGCUGCCAUGAUGCAGCGCCAUCUGGAUAUCAAGCCCUUCCUCUCAUUUCCAUUGGAGCCACAGCCGGCUAUGGGACUUUUCCCUGGCUUCAGCACGAUGGACCAAAUGCAGAAGGCCGUUAUAAGCCCUAGUUUUGGGGUACCGAUUAUCAAGACGAAGAGACCAGUGAUUUCCUGCAAUGUUUGUCAGAUCCGCUUUAAUUCCGAGAGCCAGGCAGAGGCACAUUACAAGGGGAAUCGACAUGCUCGCAGGGUGAAAGGGAUUGAGAAUGCAAAGACCAGACAGAAAGAAGGUGGCCAAGAUAGUGACAGAACUACCCCUAUGAUCAGUCCUACCCCCAGCGCCAGCGAGAGCGACUCUGACAUCAAAGACCAACAGGUUGCAGAUGGAGUUGAUUUGCCAACUGCUGACAGCCCUGAAGCCAUAGCAACAAUGCUCAUCCAUGAGAAUAUUACCCCAGCAGCACCUUCCUUUUCAUCAUCUGAAGCCAACAGAAGCGAUAUAAAGUCCCUUUCAUCAUCAGCUCCUGCUAGCAAUGAAACAAGCACAUCUACGUCCGAAAGCGACGAUGACAGAGCCAAAAAGCUUCUGUACUGUGCCCUCUGCAAGAUCUCUGUAAACUCCCUUUCACAGCUGGAAGCCCAUAACAAAGGUACAAAGCACAAGACUAUUUUAGAGGCUCGAAGUGGCCUGGGUCCAAUCAAAGCCUACCCUCGACUGGGAGGCUUGAACACUGCGUCCACUGGCCCUUCGGAUUCUUCCAACCAAGAAAGAACAUUUCACUGUGAGAUCUGUAAUGUACGGGUCACGUCUGAAGCCCAGCUCAAGCAGCACAUCUCAAGUCGCAGACAUCGUGAUGGUGUGUCCGGCAAACCUAACCCAUUACUGAGCCGACAUAAGAAGCAACAAAGUCUGCAAGAGCUCACAGCCGGUUUGGUGUUUCACAAGGACUUUUCCAAAUCCAUAUCUGGGCUUCUUCCCAAUCCUUUGGCAGUUGCAAUGGCAGCUGCUGCUGUUUCCUCUCCACUAAGCUUACGGCCGGCCCCAACUCCUCCUCUUCUUCAGGCUCCUCCUCUCACUCACCACCUACUCCGACCAGCUCCUGGGCCCAUCAGAACUGCACAUGGAACUAUCCUCUUCUCCCCUUAUUAAGGAGACACCUAUACCCUCAAACCACGUAUCCACUGGAACCCACGCCUGCACACUGAACUAGAGCAGGACAUGGUUAGCGGCCCCAAGCUUAGCCUCAACCUUUCCCUAGAGUUAUAUAGUAACUGGAACACCUUUCCAAUGCAUGGAUACUGCUCUUCCCAGGACACAUGCAACACUGCGGCAGGAAGGGGACUUGGGAUAUCAAGCAAUAGGCUGGGGAAAAUGAGCCUAUAAUUCAUGAGAUUCAUUGCUCUUUGGAUGAAUCUGACAAUAGAUUAAUAAUAUACAGAUACUUUUAGAUUCUAAUAAAUGGCUCAGGGUAUGUAUGGGUAUAUGUACAUAAACCUUGUACUACAGAGGUGACUGUGCGAGCCACCGAUGUAUGGCGUCGUAUGUAUAAGAAAUUAAAUGUCAGGGGGGAGAUUUCAGUUUGCUGCUUUUGUGCCCUAUUGUUCAGUGGUAUUUUGAAUGAGAGAAAAGGCCAAUGUCUUUGGUAAAGAAAGCUCAGAAAAGCCACAAAGUUAACAAUAAUGCUGACCAUUUGGCAUUUCCUCCUCUUUUAUUGAAGAGUUAAAUUAACAAUACAUUACAAUUCUUCCCUUCAGCCCCUAGCUGAAAUAUAGUAUUGAUUCAGGCAUGCCACAUUUUCACCUAAACUUCAGAGAUGGUGGAACAAUUAAGUCCCCACCAUUAAAUAUAACAUUUUGGCUGUAGGUUAAAUUAGCGCUCUGGCUUACCAUCGGCAAGAAAGAGAAUCACCCUAUGUCCUUCAUUAUAUUCAAUUAAUAUAGGUAUCCUGCUCCAAAAGCAAUAAAAAAAACUUGAGGGUGGUACUUUUUAGAUAGCAAUAGGGGGCAAAUUGUAGCCUUUCAUCCUUACAGACUGCAUUGGUAGAGCUACAUUGUCUCUCAAACUAUACAAAUAAACCAUACAAAUAAGACACAGGCUGUAGCUACUAAUGGCUCAUCAAGGAGAACCCUAAUUAGGUUGCUUAUUGCAGUGAAAAAGACAGAGAAAGCUUGUGAACCCCCUAUAAAAACAUCUUUGUUGCUGGUUUGCUUCUAAUUGGAGAUAAGUCUGUCUGGGCAAGAAGUAGUGUAUAAUCCAAGAAACCUUGCACCUCUUCUUUCUAUGUUACAACAAUACAAAAACUGGCAUUCUGUUCUACCCACACUUGUUAGCUUGCCCUUCCAGCAGGACUGAUACUGCCUUAAUGUGUGGCAGACAUCAUUGGCAACUGAGCUCACACUUAAAUAUUACAAGGGCCCACAGAGCAUAUUAUAACCCUGUUGUGCCCAGCAUGUUUGUACAGUGCAGCACAUGAACCAUGUUGGAAGCUCCUCACUUGCACAGAUGGUUUGACUAUGAGAAAAUAAGGCCUGUGUACUCUGACAAUCGGUUUAUUUAUUUACUAGAAUUUUGUUUUUUCCUUUGUGAAGACUUCUAUGCAAGUGUUACUGUGAUGCAUAUAUAUUUGUUUAGUUUCCAUUUACAAAUAGGCUUCUAUGGCACAGCGGCUCUCACCCACUGGGUCAUUAAGUGUAUGUUAAUGUCUGUUUAGGGCAGGGAAAGGCGGACUCUGAAUCUCCAACUGUUGGAAGGGUGAUGCAGGACAGAAAAUAAUUGGAGAGUCACAGGAUGCUCCCUGAUUUAUGCAAUAAGGGUGCUUGCACUCUGAACAUAAUAUUAAUGAUAAAAAAAAGUAAAAUGUUACAGAUUCUGGCUGCUCUAUUAAACUUACCUUAAGGAAAAUAAAAGAGCACUAUGGAAUUUAUGGUUCUGAUUUUAAUGACGGAAACAGGUCACCAUAUUAGCACAUCAAGGAAGUGGAGUGUUGGGUUCAGGUGCAACCUUAUUAAUGUUUGGAAAGCAAUAAACACUAUUAUCUUAAAUUGUCUCCACUGAAAUUAGAGUGACUAUAAUGUGGAUUCUGGGCCUAAUUUGUGAAGUCCCAAAUCAUCCAAUGAGCAAUUCACUUUACUGAGUGCUGAGCACCUGUGAUUUUUGUUUUCAUUUGCAUCUACAGAUGGAGAACAAUGUAUUUAGAGUUCUGGUGCAUACUAUGGACAUGCUAUUGACACUAUGGAAAUGAAAGUGCAAGCCUAAUGAGAAAAUAUACCGUACGCCCUCUGUAUGUGAGAAAAUUAUCCCUAAGGUCCUUAGAGCAUUCAAAAAGGCAAUGAAAACUGAAAAAAUUAGGAAUAUAAUGCAAAUAUAAUAAGAGAGUUCAUGGUGAUUCUGGGAGUUUUAUCUGAGGCAUACAUAGAGAGCUGAAUUAAGUGGAUUAAGAAAUAAGUAUAUCCAGAAAAAUAUCCAGAAUUUAACAACCUGGUGACUAGAAUAGUAAUGUGUGACCUUUGGGGAAGUAGAUGUUGCUCAACUGCAGCUCUUAGCAUCUCCCAAUGGUCUCUGGCUCUCAGUGGAAUGCUGAAAAUGAUAGUUCAAACCACAUCUGAAAAGUCCAUAGGUUGCCUAUGCUGAAGAACCCGAGAAACAUGAUAGAAGUGGUAUCUUCACACCCUUUGCUCAUAUGUUUUUUGUAUUAUUAUUUUAUACUUUUUGCCUGUAUGUGGCUGGUAAAGCCAAUAAGAUUUGGCCAUGUGUCUGCUUUUCUUUCCUCUUUUCAAAAGGCUGCUGUGUGGGGCAAAAAAAUUGUCUUAAUGUUGAGGACCAAUGUGAGAAUGCUGAACCUGCUCUUCCCAACUAGGGUUGAACUAUACCUGCCAGUAUGGGCCUUGCAACUUGUUUAGGGUCCAGAGCAAAUACUCCUUCGGUCUUGGCUGGGAGCUGUAGCCAGAGAUGAACAAUUCAGAGGUCACUUGCCAGUCCAUCAUGGCCACACUCAAGCCCAGGGCUCUCUGCUCACAACAGAACAUUUCCCCCAGCCACAGAGAUGGAAAAACGUUGUCUUACCCAGAGACACGAAAACUUGCAUUAGCUGAAACUGCAAUAAGCUUUAAGUGCUAGUGCUGGCACAAUACAGGCACUCAGGAGCUACUUCUGGCAAUCAGUAAUGAUUUAAGGAAUAGUUUGCUACCUGUAAGAAACAUUACUGGAAAAGCAUGGGGGGUAAGAUUUCUAAGGGCAACUUGGCAUGAGAGAGGAAAGCUGGAUGCCACUUUGCUUCAUAUUAUACAACUUAUUGGGCGUACAUGUUACUUUUAAUAUUCAUCUACUAUAAGUGAACUAAGGAAUUGAUUUCACGUUGUCCGCUGUAAAACCCGACUACAACUGAGAUAUGUAUAAUGGGACCACAGGAUGGGAUACUCUAUGCAGUUUUCUACAAUUUCCUCCUCGGUUUGCACUAAGGACACAUGGAAAAACCUGGAACUGCAAAUAUACAGCCCAAAAGAAAUAUUGUAGAGCGUGUGAUUUCAGGGUAUAAUCUAACUGUCUGUCCCAUGCCAGUUCAACCCUUAGUACAUCUUGCCUUACUAAUAAUAAUGAAGGACUUACACUGAUUGUGUUCCAUCGGCACCCAUUCACCAUGGCUACUGUUUCAUACCACACUGCAGGCUCCUGGAGUCCAGACAUCUUAAUGUCAAACCUAAAUAAAACAUGUCUUCCUUUU
Messenger RNA from Xenopus laevis (African clawed frog), 5502 nucleotides. It is a transcript of the gene znf385a.L, whose product is annotated as zinc finger protein 385A L homeolog. Gene Ontology annotation, molecular function: nucleic acid binding; zinc ion binding; mRNA 3'-UTR binding. The record is from RefSeq and is a predicted model, not a curated record. Gene Ontology annotation, cellular component: nucleus; neuronal cell body. The transcript has 9 exons. NCBI's taxonomy places the organism in Eukaryota, Metazoa, Chordata, Amphibia, Anura, Pipidae. Bases 711 to 1931 code for a protein of 406 amino acids. Gene Ontology annotation, biological process: mRNA localization resulting in post-transcriptional regulation of gene expression; regulation of cytoplasmic translation.